AUGAGUCGACUCCCCCACGUUUCCCAUCGUAGUAGUAGUAGUAGCAGUAGUAGUAGUAGUAGUAGUAGUAAUGGUAGUAGUCGUAGUAGCAGUAGUAGUAGUAGUAGUAGCAGUAGUAGUAGUAGUCGUAGUAGUAGUAGUCGUCGUAGUAGUCUUAGUAGUAGUAGGAGUAGUAGUAGUAGUCGUAGUAGUAGUUGUAGUUGUAGUAGUAGUCUUAGUAGUAGUAGGAGUAGUAGUAGUAGUAGUCGUAGUAGUAGUUGUAGUUGUAGUAUGGGUAGCAGUCUACUUAAAAGUAGUAGUAGUAGUAGUAGUAGUAGUAGUAGUAGUAGUAGCAGUAGUAGUAGU
Messenger RNA from Gymnodraco acuticeps, 345 nucleotides. RefSeq lists its product as uncharacterized. The record is from RefSeq and is a predicted model, not a curated record. The transcript has 3 exons. The annotation marks the transcript as partial. Lineage: Eukaryota; Metazoa; Chordata; Actinopteri; Perciformes; Bathydraconidae.